AUGAUUUUAGAUUGCAAAUUUAAAGAAACUGUCACAUACGGCCAUAGGACGUUGAAAACAAGGCUUCCCGUUCGCUCAGCCCUAUUUAAGCAACGUACCGGCGGAUUAGUAGUUAGGUGGGUGACCACUAGCGAAUACCCGCUGUUGUAUGUUUUU
Didymella exigua CBS 183.55 is the source of this 156-nucleotide messenger RNA. RefSeq lists its product as uncharacterized. The record is from RefSeq and is a predicted model, not a curated record. The annotation marks the transcript as partial. Lineage: Eukaryota; Fungi; Ascomycota; Dothideomycetes; Pleosporales; Didymellaceae. The transcript has a single exon.